Messenger RNA from Schizosaccharomyces cryophilus OY26, 2702 nucleotides. Its product is annotated as 1,3-beta-glucan synthase regulatory factor Chf3/Chr4. Gene Ontology annotation, molecular function: protein binding. The transcript has a single exon. The record is from RefSeq and is a predicted model, not a curated record. NCBI's taxonomy places the organism in Eukaryota, Fungi, Ascomycota, Schizosaccharomycetes, Schizosaccharomycetales, Schizosaccharomycetaceae. The coding region runs from base 393 to 2318 and encodes 641 amino acids.
UUUUAAUUGAAUUUAUUCUUAAUUGAACUCAGUAAUAUUUGCCUGAUCUAUUUAUCUUUGAUAAAUACCAAUCAAGAAUUAGGUAACAUCUCUUGUCACUCAUUAACUUGGCUGGUCAUCCUAUCCCUUGGAUUUCUACUUGCAAAGUUCAAACCAGCACCAGUACGGAUGAUACAUUGUUUAACGUUUACUUAAAAGAGUUGUUUAAACGCUUUUGAAAGGAGGCGGACGCUAAGCAAUAUAAUUCUCAAGAAGAAGUUGUCCUUUACCAAAUUUUAGACAGGAGCUUUCUAUAGCUCCUUGCAUAUGACUUUUAAAUUCUCUCUUUUUACGUGUUUUUUUCGCUCUUUCUACCAGCUCUCCUUUAUUUAUAAUUAAUUUAAUCUUAUAGAAUGUAUUCUGACAGUGCUGAAUACGCAAGAAAUCCCAUGGUCGUAUCAGAAAUAUCAAGCCCAUUACGUUCUGCUAGUGCAAGUACUGGUAAUUUGCACCAAAUACGCUCCCGUAAUCGCUCAACUUUGAGUACUUCAAUGCAAUCAGAUCCUCAUUUAGCUUCUAAGAUUGGUGCUUACUAUCUUUCCAAUGUUCAGUCUAACAUUCCUUUUGAGACGGAUAAAAUAACACCAGCUUAUGGUAUUGGUGAUAUGAUUGCUCCUGAAAUGAACGAUUCUCGGAGUCCAAAUGUGUCUAGUGCUAGUAGUAAAAAGAUCGGUCUCUAUUCACGCCCAAAUGUUUCUUCUUCAAGCAUGUUAUUGACGAUUAAACGAGCUACGUCUGAAGAUUAUCCAUCGGAUAAGCAACAAAGAGACGGACCUAUAAAUAGAGAAUUUCUGCCUAAGAAGUCGAUAUCUACCACCUUUACUCCUACACCGUCUCGUAUGUCUCACGAAGUAUCACGCACUGCUUAUCCAACACAAUCAACUGAUUCUUUACACCGAAGCACUACACCAAGACAUUCAUCACCUUUACAGAAGCAGGUCACAAUCGAUUUGCCUUUUACUUUGCCCAUCUCGGAAGAGGAGCAACUAGACUGGAUUCGCGAAAAUGAAAAUUUAGCCCAUUCUAUGAACCCUGACGAUUGCUUAGAAUGGUCAGAAUACGUCCUUCGUUUUACUUUGGUUUAUCUUCCGUAUUUGCAAAAUUAUGAUAGCGGAAACUAUGACGAAAUUGACUAUUUAGAGAAUGUAUGUGAAACUGCCCUUGAUAAAAUUCGGGAAUAUUCAAGAGCUGAAAAUGCUCGUGCUCUUUAUCAUGACGGUUAUACUUAUGAAUCCGGUGCCUUUGAUGUUGAAGUUGACCUUCAACAAGCUUGGGAACUGUAUUCUGCUUCUGCCAAACUCGGUUAUACUCGAAGUCUUUAUAGACUUGGUGUAAUUCUAGAGGACCAAGGAAGCCUGCAAGAGUCCAUCGAAUACUUUGAACAAGGUGCUAGCUUUAAAGACAGUGCUUGUUGUUGGAGAUUAGCUUUAUUGAUUCUUGAAGGAAUGCUUGAUAAUAUUGGAACAUAUGCUCAACAACGCUCUCGCGCUAUUGAACUUUUAGAACUGAGUGCUAACAAUGCUGAUGCUGAUGUCCCUUCUGGAUUGUAUAGCUAUGCCCUUUUGAAUUUACAUGAGCACCCUGGAUUGGUCGAUUUAGAUGCGGAGGGCUUAGCUAUUCCCAUAAAUGAGCGACGUGCGUUAGAAUGCUUUGCACGAGCUGCAUUCCUGGGACAAUCUUCUGCUUUGUUACGUAUGGGUGCAGUCUAUGAAUUCGGAAAGUGCGGCUGUUUUAUAAGUCCAAAGUAUUCUGUGCUCUAUUACUCUGCUGCCUCUAAACAAGGUGAAACUGAGGCAGAUUUUGCGCUUGCUAAGUGGUACCUGAAUGGUGCUACUGAUGUUCCAGUUGAUGAAGAUCAAGCCUUUGUACAUGCUGAGCGAGCAGCAAUGGCAGGAAAUGCCAACGCCCAGUUUUUAUUGGGAUACAUCUUUGAAAGUAAAAACAAUUCAGAACAGGCUCUUUACUGGUACACGGAAGCCUCUAAUAAUGGACACGUGGAAGCUGCUGAGGGUUUGGAGAGUUUGAAGGAAUUGUUGAAAAAUGGUGAAAGUCUUCCUCCUACUAGUACGUCAAAUGACUCACAUGGUGCUGCAAACUAUAGCAGUGCACCUUCAACACCCUAUAUUACUUCUCAAUCGCAGGACGAUACCUCAAAUGCAGCCAUUACGAAGUCUGUCCCUGAGACUACGCCGGCAAAGCCUGUGGUGCAGAAGGUACCAGUUACAAAGAAGACAACGAAAGGUAAAUUUCGUAAACAUUUGAAUUGUGUGAUAGCUUAGACUUAAGAGGAUGAAUUGGCAUUUAGCUUAAGAUAUUUACUGGAGCACUGUUUACAUUGCAUUAAGUGGCAGAUUACCUACUUUACAAUUUAUUAGCAUUAUGAUUUAUAUGCAUACACACUUUAUUAUUGUUGUCAUUAUGGCUUUUGGCUGACUAUUUAUUAAAGAUGCUCAGAAAUUUGAUUCUUUCAUUUCAUAAAUUAUGGGUGAUUUGACAAAUUUAUGGCAUUUUUAAUUUCCGCAAUAUUGUCAAAGCGUACACUCGUUUUCAAGAAUUUACUUUCCGUUAUACAUAUAUUUGGGUAGCACAAAUAGAGGAUCUAUUAUUACAUGAGUAUAUGAGAAAUAGAAUGUUAUUUUAAUAUUUUCAUCCAAAAUCCUAAC